AUGCCCCAGACAUUCAAUGAGAACCUUCCAGGUUAUUCGGAGAGCGUCCCUCUGGGCCACACAGCAAGCUCCUCUUCUCAGCCUCCGGCUAGUCAACCAAAUGCACCCGCCAUCGAAGGUACCUAUGCUGGUGGGAGGACACGCCAUCACCACCGCAACCAAGCCCGGCAAACGCCAGUUUCAGCAUCGCCCGUCGAUGGUAAAUCCUUUCACACUCGGAUUCGCUCAGAUAUUGACUCUGACGAUGAAUCCGAUGAAGAGCUCUUCCCAGGGAGGAACUUGCAGCAAGGCAGGUGGCAGACAAUUUUAUAUUUUGACCUCGAUAUAGGAGGUGAGCGUCUGCUUCAUGUGGGCCGAGCGAUGUAUAACCCCCGAAAGGAAGACUUUGUACGGUCUAAUCCGGGUCGCACGAGGCCACGCAUCCCACGCGGGGUUUUCUGCCUGGAAGACACUCCCGAGUAUCAGCUGUAUCGCUACUACCUAGGGCCAGCAUCGAUUUACUUUCUGGCAAAUGGGCUGGACGUCCAUCCCGAGGUGAUUGAGUACUGGUCUGACUGUUUUGGUGUACUUGAAGACGAGGAUGGAUGUUUAUGGAUGGAUUGCGAGCUUCUACACUCGACUGCGGUGCGUGCCAUCAAGCAAUUAUGGCAUGCGUACAUGGCUUCUUAA
Molecule: messenger RNA, 669 nt
Organism: Coccidioides posadasii C735 delta SOWgp
Lineage: Eukaryota; Fungi; Ascomycota; Eurotiomycetes; Onygenales; Onygenaceae
Source: RefSeq, a predicted model, not a curated record